Messenger RNA from Helicoverpa zea (corn earworm), 3206 nucleotides. Its product is annotated as probable ATP-dependent RNA helicase DDX43. Bases 306 to 2360 code for a protein of 684 amino acids. Gene Ontology annotation, molecular function: ATP binding; RNA helicase activity; RNA binding. The transcript has a single exon. The record is from RefSeq and is a predicted model, not a curated record. NCBI's taxonomy places the organism in Eukaryota, Metazoa, Arthropoda, Insecta, Lepidoptera, Noctuidae.
UAAAAAAUAAUACAUAGACUGUGCUACUAAAGUGCUAUCAGAAUUUAGGUUUUUAGUACUUUCGACUAGAAGAACCUUAUUAUAUAAACUGUAAAUUAUACAGUUGGAAACGUUUUAAGUGAAAAAGUGCGAUCGCAAGUAAAAUUUUGACAAUCAAUCAUUCACGUUGCCGAUUCGCAUUCGAGGAAAAACGCGGUCGUUGUUUUGAAAAAGCUUCGCAACUAAGAUUCGCUUGUUUUAAAAGUUAUAUUUCAUAACUAAGAAAACAUCACAGUCGUGAGUGGUACCAAAUUAAUAAGAUUAAAAUGGCAGACUGGGAAGAUGAUUGGGAUAAUAAUGAACCGGGUGUAACACCGGCACCGUCAGCACCCGCGCCUCAAACUCGGCAAUAUCGUGGAAGAACUUUUCGCGGCAGAGGAUCAAGCUCUUACAAUGAUACUAAUUGGAGGGAACGUGGUAAUAACAGCGGCGGUGAUUUCCGACGCAACUACGACCGCGAUGGUGCCAGCGGCGGAGGCGCGACCGGCCGCCGCGACUACCAACAGCGAGAAUCUGGUAACAAAAAAGUUAUUUACGUUCCAUCUAAUAAAGUUGGCCGUAUUAUAGGCAAAGGAGGAGUCAAAAUCAAAGAUUUGCAAUAUGAAUCUGAUGCCAGGAUAAAAAUCGGAGAUUCUAGCGGCAAUGAAGCCGACAUCACUCUGUCGGGAACUGAUGAAGCUAUCUCAAAAGCAGAAGAAUUGAUUAAUAAUUUAAUUGAGGAUUUUAGACCCCCUCAAGAAAAAGAAUCUCACAAUACUAGUGACAGCAGUGGACAUACCUCCGAGUUUUUUAAAACCUCUGAAGACGGAGUUCAGGUAAUUGAUUGGGAAAAGCUUAAUGCAUACCAUAAUGAACACCAACAAAGCAGAUAUGAAAAGCUACCUCCUAUUAUUAAGAAUUUUUACAAAGAAGAUCCAGUUGUAGCAGCUAUGACAGCAGCCGAGGUGACACGCUGGAGACUCGCUAACUUUGACAUUCAAGUAAAGCGAACAUUUGAUGACAAACCAGGUCUGCGCCCAAUACCCAACCCAGUGCUCACUUUUGAACAAGCAUUUCAGGAGUAUCCUGAAAUUUUGGAGGAAAUAUACAAGCAAGACUUUAAAACACCAUCACCCAUACAAAGUCAAGCUUGGCCCAUUCUACUUAGAGGUGAGGAUAUGAUUGGUAUAGCUCAAACAGGUACAGGAAAAACUUUGGCAUUCCUUCUACCAGCACUCAUACAUAUAGACGGUCAGACCAUCCCAAGAGAGGAAAGGGAAGGCCCAACUGUACUUAUCAUGGCACCCACUCGAGAACUUGCAUUACAGAUAGACAAAGAAGUCUCUAAGUACCAAUACAAAGGUAUCAAGUCAGUUUGUCUUUAUGGAGGAGGAGACCGCAAGGAGCAAAUAAAAGUUGUGGCUAAAGGUGUAGACAUUGUUAUAGCAACUCCAGGCAGACUUAAUGAUUUGGUAAUGGCUCGCCACUUGAAUAUCAUCAAUUUCUCUUACAUUGUUCUGGAUGAGGCUGAUAGGAUGUUAGACAUGGGCUUUGAACCACAGAUCAGGAAGUCGUUAUUUGAUGUGAGGCCUGAUCGACAGACAGUGAUGACUUCAGCUACAUGGCCCCCAGGUGUUCGUCGUCUAGCUGAGUCAUACAUGAAGGAUCCCAUACAAGUUAAUGUUGGCUCAUUAGAUCUUGCUGCAGUGCACACUGUCACACAGAAAAUAAUGUUUGUUGAAGAAUCUGAGAAGGAGGAGGCACUGUUUGAAUUUCUAAGAAAUAUGGACCCAACAGAUAAAGUUAUCAUUUUUUGUGGCAAGAAAGCUACUGCAACACACAUUACCACCGAAUUAGCCCUAAAAGGCAUAGAGUGCCAAUCUUUGCAUGGAGAUAGAGAUCAGAUAGACCGUGAGGCAGCUUUAAAUGAAAUGGUGGAUGGCACUGUCAAUAUUUUGGUUGCAACUGAUGUAGCAUCUAGAGGUAUUGACAUAAAAGAUCUUACACAUGUUAUUAAUUUAGAUUUUCCACGGCACAUCGAAGAGUAUGUACACAGAGUAGGUAGGACAGGGCGUGCAGGAAAAACAGGCAUAUCUCUAACAUUUAUAGCAAGAGGUGAUUGGGGAAAUGCUAGGGAACUUAUAAAAAUCCUGGAGGAAGCAAAUCAAGAAGUUCCUGAAGAACUGGAGCAAAUGGCUUCUAGAUUCGAAGCCAUGAAAAUACGUCGAGACAAGGAGAGAGGAGAAGGUCAAGGUCGAGGCCGCGGAGGACGAGGUGGUGGAUACGGCGGCGGUGGAGGAUACGGCGGCGGCGGGAGUCGCGGGAGGAGAGAUCGCUGGUAAUUUGGUGACGACAUCCUAGAUAAGUUGCCAAAACUGAAACAACAUAAGAAGGCAUAAAAAAAACGGGAUUAAUUUGCAGAUGUAUACAGAUGUUCCGAAACUCAACGCUAACCUGGUUCUAGGACAGAGGCUGAAACAUAUUUUUUCGCCCUAUUCCAGGUCAUUGCUGAGUUUCGGGAUUUAUUAUAGGUAUUUCCUCAUCAAGUAAAAUGUUAAGCAAAUCGAAGAUGGCAUGAUUUGAGAUGUGGCCUAUUUAUUUAACAGUAUUACGUUACGUGAUUUUGUAGUUUGUGGCUAUCAGAACUGUAUGUCAAAAUUCAUGUUUUAGUGGAAAUAGUAGAUGUAAUAAUUAGUUUACACAAUAAUGUUAUCCUAUACGUAAGUUAUAAUAUAACUCUUUUAAUGCAGUUCGGGAUUCCUCUUGAAUCGUGUUGUUUCAGUAAACAGGUGAAUCUGAACCGACUAAGUUUUUUCGUUAUUACUUGUACUUUUUUAAUAAUAUUAUGUGAAUUGUCUUUGUACGAAGUGCAAGACACGGGUUACUUAAGUUAAGAAAAGUAAAACUUAAUUGUUUAAAAAUAUUUAAAACUAGUAUUAAGUUUGACUUUCAUGCUGUGAUAGAAAGUGAAAAGUAUAUAUUCACGGUCUAUAGUAAAUGUCGUAGUUUGUACUAGGUACUUUUCCUUAUAAAAGCUAAUUCUAGCAAAAGGUGUCGUAUUUAUGGUGUAAUUAUACAUAAUAAUGUAGAACUACUGUUUUACAACUAUUUGAUGUUAACGAUAUGUUAGAUAUAUGUCGUCAAUGUCUAUUUUGCCAUUUCUUAUUACAAGGUUUAUGUGAUCAAAA